Messenger RNA from Cryptotermes secundus, 2301 nucleotides. RefSeq lists its product as uncharacterized. Gene Ontology annotation, cellular component: nucleus. Gene Ontology annotation, molecular function: mRNA binding. The record is from RefSeq and is a predicted model, not a curated record. The transcript has 8 exons. Bases 66 to 1532 code for a protein of 488 amino acids. Gene Ontology annotation, biological process: mRNA export from nucleus. NCBI's taxonomy places the organism in Eukaryota, Metazoa, Arthropoda, Insecta, Blattodea, Kalotermitidae.
AAAAUGUUGAGCGUUGUUUAGUAACCCCUGGAUUGCUGUAUUAUAGUUGGGAUAGUUGUUUCGGCAUGGCAAAUAUGGAGCUUAGCCUGGAUGACAUAAUUCAAAAGAAGUUUUCCAAAAACUCAAACGUUCGGGGACGGCGAAGGGGACAGAUCAAGAGGUUAGAGUCUGGUGGUCGUGGCCAGAGUCUUAACAACACGAACCAUGUCAACAGAAGAGGCGGUUUUCAGGGACGACGGAGGGCUAAUGUUACAGGAUCAGUAGCCGAUGCUCGCCUACGAAUAAUACAGAAGAAUCGCCAGAAGCUUAUAGACGCUAGAGACAAGUUGGCUGAAAUUGCAAAGCAAACUGAUGCUCGUUUGAAAUUAGACAAACUACGAGAAAACAGGAGUAAUUCAAGCUCUAAUUUAUCUCGUGUUGGAGCCAGCAUAACGAGACGUACUGGACGUAAUGGUCAAAUCAGUUUGAGUACCAAUAAGAGACGAACUCCACAUAAUGGAAAUAAAAUACAGGAACGCACAGUAACUUCAGGGGGUCGAGGAUUUGUAAUGGCAGCUUCAGAAAUGGAUGUUGAUGCUCAUAUCAGAGAAGGUCUAUUGCAAGUGGGAUCCACAGUCCUGAGACGUACAGUGAGCAAUGAUAGAACAUCACUUCCUCCGCCACCACUAUUUGCUCCUCCUGUGCAGCGACGGAGCCUUUAUACAUGGGUGAAUCCAGUGCCUCAAGAUUCACCGUCAUCAUUAGAUGAGUAUAGUUCCAUUUCGCGCAGCCCAAUACAGGCUUCCAUUCUGUGUGAUCCUGUAUUGACUUCUCCUGUUGUAAGACGAGGGCCAGUUCAACCCACAAGCCUCAAGAUAAUAGCCAGGAAUACACCACAGCCGAAGCAUGGACCAACACUGCUCUCUGAGAGGAAGGAAUGGAAUUACGAAGCCCAGUCUGUAAAACAUGGGAAUGUCACUCCUGUUUCACGCACUGAACCUGAAGACUCUGAUGAGGACUUACCUCUUUGGAGGCAAGGCAGUGUAUCAGGCAGUACAGGUGCCAUGGCUGGCAGAAUGAGUUCAGAAUUGAAAGCUCGACUGGACACACCUGUUGUUACUCCUCGCACCAUGGGCAUUCUUUCAGCUGGUUCAAAAUCUGCCAACACUACACCUUCUGCCCCCAUUGGCCAUAGGAUUGUGGUUUCAAAUCUGCAGACCAGUGUCACACAUGAGGACAUUCGGGAGCUCUUUGAAGACAUAGGUCCCCUGGUGACAUCACGUCUGGUUCGACCAGGAACAGCAGAGGUGGUGUACCAGCUACAUAAGGAUGCUGUGAAAGCUGUUGAUGUCUACCACAAUCGACAACUUGAUGGGCAGCCCAUGAAGUGUAUGCUAGUGAAUUCCAGGCCACCAUCAAUACCUAGUGCUGCAAAGAAUUCAACCAGUUCCCGGAGUUCCAGUGGCAGUUCAUUCAAGCUUCCAACAGGAGGGAAGUCAUCAGUUGUUCCUGACAUAGGGACAAUCCACAAGGCACUCUUCAACAAAUCUUGAAAUGUUUCCUUUGUUCAGGACUCAUAUGCUAAAAACUGGCAUGUACAGAGUGCAGGAGGCAUGAUGAAGCAUCAGACUCUGGUAGUUAUAGGACAUAACACGAAGAAACGGAUUGCAUAUUAUUUUUUAGCAAUAUUUUGGUACUGUAUCCAUGUAUUACCAGUUAUUAUAAAUUCCUAUUUGAAAAUGAGUUGGUACCAAAUACAUUGUUAACGAAGAAAUGUGCAUGGUUACAUGGCUUUGAUUUGACAUUGUGGAGAUUUAAUAAAUUUGUAAUACAAAGGUUAAGGUUAUGUUGGCUAUUUUGUGAUUGGAAACUGUAUUUGGUCAGUCAUGAAUUCCAUAAUUCUUGUUUCUGUUUUCAUAAACUUACUGAAAAUUAUUCAACGGAUAUGUACAUGAGUUAAGGAAAUUGCAACAGAUUACACAGCUACAGUUUUAACAGCACCAGUGACUGUGUACCAUGUGAUAAAGCUGGUGUUCUAUUGAAGCACACUGUAUACAUGCUUCUCACAAGUCCAACAUUUUAAUUCUAUAUCAUCAGAAGCAUAUACUCAUGCAAAUCACUUGAACUUCUAAAAUAAAUAUUAAUCAAAAUCAAAAGUCUCCAAAGUUUAUUCCAAGUACAUUCAUGAUUGUUGCUGUUAUUGUUCCUUUUAUUUUUUAGGUUUCAUAUGUUUUUAGCCAGUAAUUAGACAUAAACACAUUACAGAUAUCCUUUUUUAUUGCUAGUGGUUUGGGACUAAGUCCCUUGUACUGCAGCCACUUC